GUCAUCUGGCGCACGUGGACGCGAUUUGAUCUCGCGGCAGGACUGCUUGAGCCCAACACUUUUGCUUUUAUCCACAGAGCCCAGCGACGAUAAGCGUGCAGGAGAACGGUAUUGACGGGCGAUCUGCGUGCACUUGAACCUGCGUCCCCGGCGGUCCUGUCUGCAAGCGCCCGCAGUCAAGCCUUCAAUCAUCGCGCGCCGUCUCCAGGUCCGGAGACUCCAGUCCAGGGUCCAACUCCCACUGAACCCACUUCUGCGGCAUCCUUGGAAGCGCAUCGGCCGUUGAGAAUAAUUGACCGCGGUGACGGCAUUGCUCGCGGCGCACGGCAACACGCCCUCCAGCACGCCCUCGAGCACCCUCUCCAGCACGCCCGCCAGCACGCCCGCCAGCAUCUCUCGCACGCUGGUCGACUCGCCAACCACUGCACGGCACCCCACCAUCGCACAGCGCCCACACCGCGCCCACACCGCACCACCAGCACCAUGUCCCCGCAGCAGCCCGCCCCGCACUCCCCUGGCGCGCCCCUGGCCAGGCUGGCCGACGACACGACGGCGGCGCCAGCCGAGGGCGAGAGCAUUCUGACCAAGGGCAAGAAGCUGCUAGGGUUGGGCGGCACUCAGGAGGGCAUUGGGCAGGCCGAGCAGGACGCGUUUGCGCUGGCCGAGGAGGUCGCGCCCACGCGCACCCUCUCGCCGACCGCGCCGACGCCAGCUCCCGUGUCUGCAUCUACGGCCUCGGCGCCUUCGCUCCUGCCGUCUCCGUCGCUCGCCGCGUCACAGUUCGACCGGCGGGCGUCGCCCCGCGCCAGCCCGCGCAUAGCCCCCAUUGGCAUCGGCGCCUCGCCCAACCGUCGCAGCGUCCACCGCACCUCGUCCCCCGGCCUGCACUCGCCCGCGUCGUCGCAGAUCUUCGAGCGCAACGUGCAGGAGCCCGAGCCGUCGCCGGCCAUUCCCAACCAUGUCAAGACCGAGGACAUGAUCCCGCCCGCCCUCGACGCCUCUGCCCUGGCCAUCACCGACGACCUCCUCAGCCCAGAGAAGGUCGAGAUCAUCACACACUCGGCCCACCAGCCCGCCGCCGCGACCGUCAGCGCGAGCAUGGCCGACUCGGUGUACUCGCCCUCGCUGGCCCCAGACGACUCGGCCGUGUCUGGCCACGCGAGCACCACCGAGACGACAGAGGCCGCGCCCAACUACGGGUCGCUGGACACCGAGGACGUGAAGCGCCUCAGCUUCAUCUCGUUUGCCGACGUGGUGCAGGCCGAGCACGUGGAGAACGACAGAGAGACGUUUGGGCCGGGCGAGGGCAUCCAGUUCAUGAGCCUCAACUCGACCUCCAACCGCUCGCCGUCGCCCGUGCGGUCGCCGCUGUCGUCGCAGGGCCGGACCGCCUCGCCGCCCACGAGCGGCGCGCCCUCGGAGAAGGGCGUCGAGCACGCGCGCACACGGUCGCCGGGCAGCCCUACGGCAUCACAUGUUGCACACAGCACGCCGCUGAACGAGGAGAUGCCGCUGCAGGUCGAGACGAUGCGGCAGGCGAUGCGCAAGCCGGGCACGGCAGGCACGUCGCCGCCGCAGUCGCUGCCGCUGAGCCCGGUGAGCAUCGAGGACGAGCGUCCGUUUAGAUGAGCAGUGCGGGGGUAGGUGCGGCGAGCGGUGCGGUGAGCAGUUCAGACGGGCGGUGUGGUGAGCAGUUCAGAGCAGUUCAGAUGGGCGGUGCGGUGAGCAGUGUCAGACGAGCAGUGCAAUGGGCCGUUCAAUGAGUCGCUCAACGAGCCGUUCAGCGAGCAGCCCAGACGAGCCGUUCAACCAGCCGCUCAAUCAGCCGC
This is a messenger RNA of Boeremia exigua, 1829 nucleotides long. RefSeq lists its product as uncharacterized. The transcript has a single exon. NCBI's taxonomy places the organism in Eukaryota, Fungi, Ascomycota, Dothideomycetes, Pleosporales, Didymellaceae. The record is from RefSeq and is a predicted model, not a curated record. The coding region runs from base 484 to 1629 and encodes 381 amino acids.